CGCGGGUCUGUAAAAGGGCACAGGAGGUGGCUGGGUCCCUGGAGAGACGCCUCCAGCAGGAGGACUGGAGGGGCUCAUGGACCUUUCUAGACCCAGGUGCAGACUCUGGAGGGAACUGGUCCUUGUGGCCAGUCUGCUGGCAUGCGUGAUCCGCCAGGCCUCCAGCCAAAUCUACAUCGCCCCGGAUUCACUCAUCGGAGUGGAAAGAUAUAUGAGCUCACUGGCCAUUGAGAACGCCCCUGAAGAUGUUCAGGAAUACAGCUGGCACCGGGGUGCAAAUGACACUGAGGAAAAUCUGAUUAUCAGCUACAACACCACAUCUCAUUCCAGGCGGGAUGGGCCCAUGUACAGCGGCCGGGAAAGUGUGUCCAUUAGAGGUACCCUGAGGAUCAGGAGGUCACAGUUAAAUGACACGGGGAACUACACAGUGAGGGUGGACACCAUCAAUGACACCCAGAGAGCAACUGGCUGGCUCGAGAUUCUAGAGUUGGAAAUCCCACAAAUCUCAGUCAACACCACCUCCGUCGUAGAUGGUGAGGAUGCGGUUGCUGCCACUUGCUACACCAGUGACAGCCACGUCCAGUGGUAUGUGAAUUAUGUACCGGUGUCCGGCAAUUACCGGAUGACCAUCUCCCCGGACAACAAGACCCUCGUCAUCCGAAUGUUCGGCCGCUUCGACUCACCACUUCAGUGCGGGAUAGAAAUUCUCCCAGAGCUCAUUCAGAAAAGUGACCUCGUCUAUGUGACAGUGGCCUAUGGGCCCUACAGUCUGCUGCUCAGCAGUAGUCCCACUGACUUCAACGGCAUCCUGUCUGCUGAGAUCGGCUCCCAGGUGGAGAUGAAGUGCAUCUCCUAUUCCAGACCAGAAUCCAAGUACCGCUGGAUCCACAAUGGCUCCCUCCUGAGCUUCUCGGAGAAGAACUUCACCCUCCCGAGUCUGACCUGGGACCAGAUGGGCAGAUACAGGUACAUCGCGGAGAACUCCGCCACCCAGGUCACCUUGUAUGAAGAAGUCCAUGUCCAGGCACCCUUUUGA
Messenger RNA from Cervus elaphus (red deer), 1036 nucleotides. RefSeq names its product carcinoembryonic antigen-related cell adhesion molecule 18-like. The transcript has 5 exons. Lineage: Eukaryota; Metazoa; Chordata; Mammalia; Artiodactyla; Cervidae. Bases 77 to 1036 code for a protein of 319 amino acids. The record is from RefSeq and is a predicted model, not a curated record.